Messenger RNA from Daphnia pulicaria, 2253 nucleotides. RefSeq names its product kanadaptin-like. The transcript is spliced from 7 exons. Gene Ontology annotation, molecular function: protein binding; mRNA binding. The coding region runs from base 142 to 2190 and encodes 682 amino acids. The record is from RefSeq and is a predicted model, not a curated record. NCBI's taxonomy places the organism in Eukaryota, Metazoa, Arthropoda, Branchiopoda, Diplostraca, Daphniidae.
CGGACGUUAGCCAACUCUAUUCAAGAUCUAGUUUGUUAUUCAGUUCAUUAUGUCAGCGUUGAGCUCAAAUUUUUGUCCAUAGAUUAGGCAUCCCCCUCUCUAUCUAUACCUGUGCAGUUAUCAAAGUUGAAGUUUUAAGAAAUGGAUGACGUCGCAGAGGUCUUUAAAUGCACGGAAAAAAAUGGGACUACUCUUCCAGUUUUCAAGAAACCUGUCAUUAUUGGAAGGAGACCAGGCACGAAAGCAUCAGUAAAACCAAUUAAUCGUCUAACAAACAAUCUCGAUAUAGAUUCGAAGCAAGAUGUAAACUCUUCUGCAGAUGAUAAUGUGAAGAAAGAAAAUGAUGUGGUCAUAAAAAAUUCUACAAAGAAAUUGGAGUUGGAAGAUAAAAUCAGUUCGAAUAAAUCAACUUUGGUUUCUGCUCAAAGUUGCAACUUAAACUAUGUUGCUCCAUCUACAUCUUCUAUCUGUCAAUUACCUUAUCAGCUUGAAGUUUUAAAGGAUGGUGUGAUCAUACAAAGUGAGAAUCUGCAGUUUAAGCAGAAACCUUUUUAUGUAUUUGGUAGACUACCUACAUGUGAUUUUGUUCUGCAACAUCCAUCAAUUUCCAGAUAUCAUACUGUUUUACAGUAUAAAAUUGAUGAUGAACGGGGUGAUUCAGGAUGGUUUUUGUUUGAUCUUGGAAGCACCCAUGGAACUUUCCUAAAUAAACAACAGAUACCUCCAAAAGUAUACUGCCGUCUACAUACUGGCCAUGUCUUCAAAUUCGGAGUAUCUUCAAGGUUGUUUAUCCUUCAAGGUCCAGAAGAAGACCAAGAAGCUGUUUCUGAAUUAAGUGUUACCCAGCUUAAGGAAAUGAAACUUAAAAGAGAAUUGUCAAUUGACAAACUUGAUAACCAACACUCAUUUAAUGACAAAUGUGGCGUUUCUACUGCUUCUGUGCCUCCUUCAACUAGCAGUGGUAUUAACUGGGGAAUGGGAGAGGACGCUGAAGACGAAAAUCCUUUGGCUGAAAAUCCAUUCGCUUUAGCCGACGACUUUCAGUUAGAUGAAACUCUGUAUUUGGAUGACCCUAAGAAAACCCUUCGUGGGUGGUUUGAAAGAGAAGGUUAUGAACUUGAAUACAAGGUAGAAGAAAAGAAUUAUGCUCAUUUUAUUUGUCGCGUUGAAUUACCCAUUGACUCCGCCAGCGGAGCACCGAUCGUUGCAGAAGCUUCGGUUAAAGGUGGAAAGAAAAAAGAAGCCGUAGUCCAAUGUGCCUUGGAAGCUUGCCGUUUACUUGAUCGUCAUGGGAUGUUACGGCAGUCUAAACAUGAGAGUAAAAGUCGUCGAAAAAAGCGUAAUUUUGAUUAUGACUAUUAUUCCAGUGACGAAGAUACGUUUCUGGAUAGAACUGGAACUGUUGAACGGAAGAGACAAGCCCGGAUGAAAGAGCAAACGUCAGAUGUUGUGGAGACUUAUGAGAGCUUGUCACUUAAAUACAAAGACGUAUUAAAGGAGGUCGCAGACAUACAGCACACUUUAACUAGAAUGACUGCUGCAACACGGAAUCCAGCAAAAAUCGAUAUCGAUGAUGUCGACGCCUACAUGGAAGCUCUACAAUCCUACGAAUCGAGCAACAAAAAGUCAGCUGCAACCCUUAGACUUAAACUAGGCGAACUCCAAAGAGAAGAGACAAGGUUAAAAGCUUUACUUAAGAUUGCGCGACCUGCUGUCCUUUCUUCAUCUGAAAUACUUUCUGUGAACACAGUAACGGAAAGCAGAGUGGAAAGCAAAUUAAAGGGGUUGUCACAGGAAAAACUCGAACGUGAAGUCGACUCAGAAAAAAGUGUCAGUUCUGAACCCGUUUUAACGGUGCCCGUAGUUUCGGUGAUUUCCUCAGAGGAUGGGAUUCCUGGUCCUGAUGUAUCAAAAAAACAUCUACCAAAUCUAAAAGAAGAAACUCUAUUAGAAGCUCCCACCUGUGAAGUUGAUCAAUUCAGCGAAGGGAAAAGUAAUAACGAAAAAAUUGGCUUAGUGAUCAGAAAAAAGAGGAAAAAGGACCUAAAGAAGGUUGAAAGCGUAAAAUCAACCGCCAACACAAGCUCAAAUAACUACAUUACAGAUGACUCGAAAUACGCCAUGUGGACACCUCCAGAAAAUCAGAGUGGUGAUGGGAAAACUUCAUUAAACAGAAAAUACGGUUACUGAGUUUUGGGUUUAUUUUCAAAUGAUUGUUCAACCCUUAUGAAAAAUAAAAAAAACUUCCUUCAA